CUUGGGAAGCGGCGGCGGCGACGGCGACGACGACGACCGGGUUUUUGUUUUUCCCGAUGUACAAACGGAAAACAUUAUUUUGUUGAUCGAAAUCCGGUGCGCAUGCGCCGCGGCAACAACGCGCCGCGGCCGGCAGUUGUUCACUAAACAUUGUUUUAUAACGUGAACUAAACCCAAGGCCGGUGCAGUUUGCCAUCAACCAUCGAAACGCGCGCCCGUUUCCGCCGCCGAUUGCUCUGCUACUGUGCUCCUCUUGCAUCUUCUUCUUCGCUGUCCGUCGGCUGGCACAAUAAUAUUAUAUUAUUAUUUUCACAAUAAUAAUUAUUGUUAUAAUUAUUUAAAAUCUCCCGCCGUCGAUAAAACUAUUAUUAUUGUUGCUUGGUUUGUCUGGUGUUUGUUAUUUUUUGACACCGUCGACCGACCCCGCAUGCGUGCCUCUCGACUGCGUGUCUCCACCACUCGAACAGUCCGAAAUUCGAAACGAAAGCCCAACGGUUUUCCACUCUCGUCCGUCGCGCGUCGAGCGAGGUCGUGGAACUUCGGUGGUUGUGGUGGUGGUCCGCGUACCCUGUUCCGGGGCGGCUAUGGAGUGGUACCGGGAGCAGACCAUCCAGCUGAUCGACUUGUUCCGGAACCGUCCGGCCCUGUGGGACACCAGUUCUGUGCACUACCGCAACAAACGCAUGAAGAAUGAGUCCCUGGAGCAGAUCAGCACCAAGCUCAAGUGUCCCAAGGAGGAGAUCGCCAAGAAGAUAUGCACGUUGCGCGUGCAGUUCAGCCGGGAGAACGUCAAGGUGAAACGGGCCCGGGAAUCCGGUGGCGCCGCUUACAUCCCCAAGUGGUUCGGCUACCAGCUGCUGUGUUUUCUGAACGAUCAGUCCCGGUACACGUCGCUGCCGAUCAACAACUGUUCGUCGGGCGCCGCCACUGCUCCGGGGGCGUCCGGAGGAGCCAUGUCAGGCGGCGGCAUGGUCGCGCAAAACCAUGUGGAUGCAGAAAAUCAACAUUUCAAUUGGAGUCAAACAUCUGAGGACAGUUAUGCAGAAGCAAAUGACACAAAUGCAAGUGGCUAUGAGGCGGACAGUGUGCUGGCUUCAAUGAUGCACGAGUCCAUGGACGACUACCACAACCAGGAACCUAUUGUGGACGUCCAGGAACCACAAACGUGGUCAUCGUGUAGAAAAUACCGAGGUAUGCAGCCAGUAACAGGUGGAGACUAUUCAGAUGAUGAUGGCGGAGGCUACAGUAACAGAAAAAUGAUGCGAAUGUCUAGGCCUGAUGCACCAUCCGACGAGUUCAAUACAUUCUCAGACUAUGUGGCUGAACGGAUGCGUAACCUUAAAGCCGACAAAGCUUUACAACUAAUGGCCCGACGAGACAUUGAACAAGUGUUGUUUAAGUAUGAAAUGAAGUUGUUGGAGCAGAAGAGAGAUUCACAACAACACCAUCAACCUGACACUGAGGCGGCAACUACGUCAAAGUCCAUUUCACCAUCACCUGUCAGUGAUCUGGAACAACAGUAGGCCUUAAUUAUAUUGUGCUAUCUACGACAGCGUGUACUAGGUGAUUACAACUAGUCGUUCAGGACCAGCAUCCAUUUCUGUACAUUGUUUAAAAUAAUAUUAAUAUUGAAUAAUGCUACAGGGAGAACUGUUAAUGCUCACGUUAACCCUGAAGUUAUACAUAUUAUAUUUUAGACAUUUGUAUACAGCCAACAAAUUUUGUUUAUAUUACUAUGUAAACUUAAAGACAAUUUAUAUGCAUAAUAUUGAUUCCUA
Molecule: messenger RNA, 1778 nt
Organism: Myzus persicae (green peach aphid)
Lineage: Eukaryota; Metazoa; Arthropoda; Insecta; Hemiptera; Aphididae
Exons: 2
Coding region: 585-1523 (312 amino acids)
Source: RefSeq, a predicted model, not a curated record